Leptosomus discolor (cuckoo roller) is the source of this 819-nucleotide messenger RNA. NCBI's taxonomy places the organism in Eukaryota, Metazoa, Chordata, Aves, Leptosomiformes, Leptosomidae. The record is from RefSeq and is a predicted model, not a curated record.
CGCGCCCAGGUCCUCCAGCGGGAGCUGGACCUGGAACGGGACCUGCGGGAGAAAGCUGAAGGUGAGGUGGCGGCUCUGAACAGACGAAUCCAGCUGGUGGAAGAGGAGUUGGAUCGUGCCCAAGAACGGCUGGCCACAGCCCCGAAGGAAAUGGGAGAGGCCGAACACACUUGCUUUGUCUUCUGCAGAGGAAUGAAGGUUAUUGAGAACAGAGCAAUGAAAGAUGAAGAGAAAAUGGAGAUUCAGGAAAUGCAACUGAAGGAGGCCAAGCAUAUUGCUGAGGAAGCUGACCGCAAAUACGAAGAGGUUGCCCGUAAACUGGUUAUUUUGGAGGGUGAACUGGAAAGAGCUGAAGAGCGCGCAGAGGUGUCUGAAGUUAAAUGUAGUGACCUUGAAGAGGAGUUAAAGAACGUCACCAACAACCUGAAGUCUUUGGAAGCUCAAUCUGAAAAGUACUCGGAAAAAGAAGAUAAAUACGAAGAAGAAAUCAAGAUUCUCUCUGACAAGCUCAAAGAAGCUGAAACUCGUGCGGAAUUUGCAGAGAGAACAGUUGCCAAACUGGAAAAGUCUAUUGAUGACCUGGAAGAUGAGCUGUACGCUCAGAAGCUGAAGUACAAAGCGAUCAGCGAGGAGCUUGACCAUGCUCUCAAUGACAUGACCUCCUUGUGAGCCGCGCUCGGGGGGCGGGGGCCGCUCUACCUGCUGCAGCUCUUGAGCUUUUCUUGCCUGUAAUUCCUGUCCCUUCCACGCAACUUCCACAAGCGACCCUCCCACCUCUGUAGGAACUGAGCUCAAUAAAACCCAGAUACCUCUGCCAGU